GCUGGAGGAAAUGACGUGAGGAGCAGGAACGACUAGCAGCUCUUGAAAGAAAGAAAGUGUGUAGUCACCGUGUGUUACCCGGUCUACGGCUUUAUUUUCAGCACAACAUAAUAAAAUCUUUAAACCAGUUCUUCAUAUCAGUGCCUGCUUUUUACAUUUGCCAUCAUGUCUAUUAUGUCAUAUAAUGGAGGAGCCGUCAUGGCAAUGCGUGGUAAGGAAUGCGUAGCAAUAGCAUCAGAUCGGAGGUUUGGCAUCCAGGCACAGAUGGUUACAACCGACUUCCAGAAAAUCUUCCCUAUGGGAGACAGACUCUUCAUCGGGCUGGCAGGCCUUGCCACAGAUGUACAGACAGUAUCUCAAAGACUGAAGUUCCGCUUGAACUUGUAUGAGCUGAAGGAAGGUCGUCAGAUCAAGCCGAAGACCUUCAUGAGCAUGGUGUCCAACCUUCUGUAUGAGAGGAGGUUUGGGCCAUACUACAUUGAGCCUGUGAUUGCUGGUCUGGACCCAAAGACCUUUGAACCCUUCAUCUGUUCCCUUGACCUUAUUGGAUGCCCAAUGGUGACAGAAGACUUUGUUGUGAGUGGAACUUGCUCAGAGCAGAUGUAUGGCAUGUGUGAGUCCCUGUGGGAACCUGACAUGAAACCAGAAGAUUUAUUUGAGACCAUCUCACAGGCCAUGCUGAAUGCUGUUGACAGGGAUGCAGUGUCUGGAAUGGGAGUCAUUGUUCAUGUCAUUGAGAAGGAUAAGAUAACCACACGCACCCUGAAGGCCAGGAUGGACUAGAGAAAAUGACUACUGCUAUGUUUCCUCUCCUACAACCCCAUUUUUUGUACUGAAAUAGAAUUUGCUUUGUUCCAUUUGUCAUCAUCGAAAUGUAAUUGUUCAAUAAACGUUUCUAAUAUUUA
This is a messenger RNA of Carassius gibelio (silver crucian carp), 905 nucleotides long. RefSeq names its product proteasome subunit beta type-3. The record is from RefSeq and is a predicted model, not a curated record. The coding region runs from base 166 to 783 and encodes 205 amino acids. Gene Ontology annotation, cellular component: proteasome core complex, beta-subunit complex; proteasome core complex. Gene Ontology annotation, biological process: proteasome-mediated ubiquitin-dependent protein catabolic process. The transcript has 6 exons. NCBI's taxonomy places the organism in Eukaryota, Metazoa, Chordata, Actinopteri, Cypriniformes, Cyprinidae.